CUACAACCUCUGAUAAUUGGAACAAAUUGGCGGAUCGGAAGCUUUUUUCAGACAGUGUAUGAUGUACGAACGAAGGUCAGCCACUUUGUCUCAUAGUAUCCUCAAAUUGCCCGCUAGCUGAGAUGGACUUCAGUCCAACCCAACUGUAGCCUAUAGGGACAUACUUGGCAGAUGUGCGUUGUUUGAGAAGAGGCAGCGUCUGUGCGUUUACGUCAAUUUUUCUGAACCGCCCGCCUACCAGGGCGUUCUGCUGCGAGUUGGAUCCCCACUCCAGACGGCACAGUCGGGGCCGCACUGUUCACUUGCUGUGCGCUGCUUUUCUUAUUGAUCCAGACUGCAUGAGCAGACAGCGAAAGGAGAUCCGACAUUGGGACGCAUAUGGCUCGAUGACAUGAUGUUCCUGCCCUUCUCCCCUCCCUUCUCCCCUCCCUCCCUCUCUCUCUUCCUCCUCCUCCUUUCCCUCCCUCCGUCCCUCCUCUCCCCGGCCCUCUCCCAUUCCCCUCUGAGCUGGACCUCGCCCCAUGACCCGUGCUACCACCUGGACGGGCGUCCACGCCACUGCCUGUCAGAAUUCAUCAACGCCGCGUACGGGCUCCCCAUCAGCGCCGCCCACUCCGUGCGAGGAUCCUCCGAGCGCGACGCCAACAUCUCCUCCCUCACGGAUCUCCACAACCCCCACAACCUGACCUGCUGGGCAGCCCAGGGAGGGGUGUCGGACGGCGGGGACUGGGCCGUCACCCUCCCCCUGGGCAGGCGCUUCGAGGUCACCUACAUCAGCCUGCAGUUCUGCCAGCAGGGGGAGCCCUCCGACCCGGUCUCCAUCUCCAUCCUCAAGUCCAUGGACCACGGGAGGACCUGGAAGCCCAUGCAGCACUACUCCAGCGACUGCCCUGGGAGAUUCGGCAUGCCGGCCCAGACCGUGGCCCAGACCAGGCACCAGGAGACGGAGCCACUGUGCUCUGACCCCCGGCCUCUGCAGAGGCACCGGGGGGGCAUGGUUCUGGCCUUCUCCACCCUGGACGGAAGGCCCUCCUCUCCGGACUUCGACUACAGCCCCACCCUCCAAGACUGGGUGACAGCCACAGACAUCCGGGUGGUGUUCCACCAGCCUGAGCCGAGGGUGGGGAAGGUUGAGGAGAAGGCAGGGGAGGGUGGGGGCGUCAUAAGGGGAGGAGGUGGGGUUUUGAGGUGGCGGGCAGGCUCCAAAGGUGUGACUGGAGAUAAGGUCACUGGGGAUAAUAUGUUGGGCUUUGUGGAAAAGGAGACAAGGACAAAAAAUACAGAAAACAGAGGGAGGAACGGGGCUGAAAAGAUGGAUAAAUCUUGGAGGCGGGGCCACAAUAAAGGGGCGGGGCAGGGGGAGGAGGGGCAUAACGUAACCAGGAAGGAAGAUGGGGACCCCCAUCCCAGGGAUAUCGCUACUUCCUCUAAGAAAGGAAGUAGCAAGGGGAAAGGGCGUGGCCGCAAAAGGGAGGGACACCAUUUGAGGCCAUGCCAGGAUGGGAAUUGUGAUUGGAGGGUUGAGGGUCAGGGGCGGGACAACAAGGGGCGGGAAUUCAGGCGACGGAGGAACAACAAUCGUAACUCCAGACAGAAGUCGAGGAAUCUCCAGUUGACUCGUCCCUCUCCGCUAAUGUCCUCCCCUCCUGUCCGCCCCCCCCUGGCGCUCUCAGACCUUCAGGUGGGGGGUCGGUGUAAAUGCAAUGGCCACGCCUCUCGGUGUCGCCGCGACGACUCAGGACGGGCUGUGUGUGUGUGCGAGCAUCACACGGCGGGGGCGGACUGUGAUGUGUGUGAGGACUUUUACUACGACCGGCCCUGGCAACGAGCCACGCCCUCUCAGCCUCACCCAUGUGUCUCAUGCGAGUGUAACGGCCACUCCUCCAAGUGUAGGUUCAGCAUGGAGGUGUUCCAGCAGUCAGGCCGGCGCAGUGGGGGGGUGUGUCUGAAGUGUCGGCACCACACGGCGGGGCGCCACUGCCAGUACUGCCAGAACGGCCACACACGAGACCACAGCAAGGCCCCGAGCCACCCCAAGGCCUGCCAACCGUGUCAGUGUCACCCUAUGGGUGCGGUGGGCCACUGGUGUAACCAGACGUCUGGUCAGUGUCUAUGUCGGGACGGCGUGACGGGGCUCAGAUGUAACCGCUGUGCCCCUGGGUACAAGCAGGGAAGCUCUCCUCUGCGCCCCUGUAUACGAAUUCAAGAGGUUGCCCCCACAGCCAUGUACCAGCCUCAAUACAGCAUAGCUGAGGAAUGUAUUUCGUACUGCCAACCCUCCCAGGUCGAAGUUAAGAUGAAUCUGGAGACCUACUGUCUAAAAGACUAUGUUCUGAAGGUCCAGAUACGGGGGAUGGAACGUUCUGGUCCCUGGUGGCAGUUCUCCAUCUGGAUCCAGACCGUCUUUCGUACAGGGUCUCCCUCGCGCGUGCGCAGGGGCCCCCAGGCCCUCUGGGUCCCUGACCGGGACCUGGGCUGCGGCUGCCCCGCCCUCCACGUGGGCCGGACUUAUCUGCUGAUUGGUGCGGAGGAAGGUGGGCGGGGCUGGGGCCCGGAGGAGAGCAGACUGGUGGCUGAUAGGUCGACGCUGGCACUACAGUGGCGUGAGCACUGGAACCCCAAACUGAGGGGGUUCAGGGGGCAGGAUAAGAGGGGGCGCUGCCCUCUGAAGUCUCCAGACCACCAGGGGGGGAUAGCCAAGCCCCAGAAGGGGUAUAUCCCACCUCAUCUAAUGCCAGAGCAAGAGACUGAGGCGUACACAGCAAACACACAUCAUCCACCGACACACACACGCUCGGUCGUUGCGGGAGACACGCCCGCGCAGGAGGCCGAGGAAUCUCUCACGCCGGACACACACGUCCACACACACUAUUCACACGGCCAAACUCACACACAACCCUCAGCCCCCCCCUCUCCCUCCAUCCCCGCUCUUGUCUGCUCCACGCAGAGUCCCGUCUGAAGCAGGAGGCUGGAGAGAGAAAGAACCAGCGAUGAGGGGGGGGGAAGAAAAGAUGGGCUCGACCCCUUCUGUCCAAGAAGUUCGGCGACAUGGAAUAGCCCAAAAUGGGGAGAACUUCAAACUCGUUCGUUUGAAAGAUCACACACUGGAAGGCUAGAGAAACGGGUUCCCUCUCCACUGACUGCUCCGUGAGGGAAGUUGCCAGGUUCUUGGAAAACAGAUGCCUGUUUUCCUGCCUCAAAGGAUCUGAAAAAGAUCAAAGUCUCUUGUCCCCAGCAGUGUGUGGCUGUGUGUAAUGAUCAAGGGUGCUGCAUGGAAAAGAAUGUUCCUCUGAUUCCUUAAGUUUCAGAUAGAACCUUUGGUGCAGUUUGGAAUCCUAAAUGGUUCUUUCCGGAACCUACAUGGGGCCUUUAUUCUGUAAAGUUCUACUGUUGUAACAAGGGGUUCUAUAACACUCUUGUUUAGAGAGGUCUCACGACCAGAGAACUUAGAAUGUUUUUUUCUACUGAGUAAAUGUUUUUAAUCUGUGAGCGACUGAACACUAGAAAGUGGAGCAAAAAUUGUGAUUUAAUACGUCUUAUCAUGGCAAAUUAUUCUCUGUUUUCUGUUUCUUAAAUUUUACUUUGGGUAUUUAUGCUUGGAAUUAUUUAGUUGUAUUUUAAUGGAGAAAACGAUAUCAAUCAAACGUGCUGUUUUGUGUGACUAAAGACCACAAAUUACUCAAUGACGUCAGAAAGAAAAACUACAUUUUGGUUUGUGUCUCAAAAUAACACAGUUGAACAUUCUACCUCAAGUUAAAAUGAACAUAGGGAUAAUAAAAUGUUUUCGUUUAUCACACUAUCAUACAGCUGCUUAUACUGUUAGACAGUUAUAAUUCUGCCACUGGGGGAAACAUACACACACACCCACACAAAUACCCACGCACACAAACACCUCCACACACAUAUAUACAAAUAUAAAAGGUUGUGACAGACACACUGUUUCGAUACAUUUGACAGAGGACAUAGCAGGCUGAGAUCAAGGAUAAACCCAAGCACAGACAUUCAGACCCAGACGAGAUAGAGAUCUAGAAAGGAUUUGUCCUUUGUGAUGUCAUGGGUUCUGUUUUGGGUCCGGAACGUCCAGCCCUGUCGCCCCAUGGCAGGAGACAGAUGGGGUUGCUCCCAUUCGUCAGCUGAGGUGUUUUGGCCAACUCUGUGUGAGGGAUUGGUUGGCCAGCGUCAUGUUGUAGCCUGAGAUUGAAAAUAAAAGCAGGAGAAAA
This is a messenger RNA of Osmerus eperlanus (European smelt), 4220 nucleotides long. RefSeq names its product netrin 5 (gene ntn5). Lineage: Eukaryota; Metazoa; Chordata; Actinopteri; Osmeriformes; Osmeridae. The record is from RefSeq and is a predicted model, not a curated record. The coding region runs from base 392 to 2959 and encodes 855 amino acids. The transcript is spliced from 7 exons. Gene Ontology annotation, biological process: animal organ morphogenesis; tissue development. Gene Ontology annotation, molecular function: protein binding.